Molecule: messenger RNA, 1648 nt
Organism: Brassica rapa (field mustard)
Lineage: Eukaryota; Viridiplantae; Streptophyta; Magnoliopsida; Brassicales; Brassicaceae
Source: RefSeq, a predicted model, not a curated record
AAUAUUCAACAAACGAACAAAAGCUAAUAUGAGACAGCUUUAAGCAUUGGCAGUUUUAUUAAGAUUGAUAAUCAAAAACUAAAUAUUCAUUUUUAGCAUGUGUAACAAUUUGUUUGUUUGUUACUCUCCAAAUAUAAACAGAAGGAAAGUUGAACAGCUUCGGUUUCAGGUAAACCAUGGCACUUAACAUAUAUUUAUGAGAGAGGGACACUAACAAACGAUCAUAAACACAAAAAGAAAACGAUGGAUGUCAACAAGAACAUCGUCAAAACCCUAGCUCGAUGGUGCCUUCUCCUACAAGCAAUAAUGAUCUCUUCCAACACCGUGGCUCUCAAGGAACCAGACUACGUAAACAUGAACGUAACAAUCCGUAACGCAAUGACAGGGCUAAUCCGACCGGAGAUCGUCUACCGAUGCCAGUCCAAACGCAAAGACUACGGUUGGCAUCGAUCUAAAAAACCAGGAAUGCAGUUUUCAUUCCCAAUCAUUCUCAUAAAAGGUGAAAGCAAGAUACCUGCUAUUCACAUCUGCAAUGUCCGGUCAGUCCUAGGAACCGCCACACUCGUGAUCGAAAACACUUAUCUCGAUGCAGAGAUGUGUCCUAAAUCUUCAUGUGCUCACGUAGCUACACCUAAGGGGAUCGUGUUUAGAGGCCUUGAAUGGGAUUUCAAAACCGUGUUUCCUAAACUCAAACCAGUUGAGUAUCUAGAGUUGCCCUGGACACCUUGGCCUAACAGAACAUGAAUUUUUUGUUUCUUCUGUACUGAAUGUAACUAUAUACUGUAUUUAGAGUUCAUAAUCAGUAUGUCACAUACAAUUUCUUGCAGAGAGAUCUAUAUAUACGUUUUAUAUAAAAACACCAACAAAAAUAAGUAGGGUUACAAAACGUUUCGAUUCAGGUCAUGAUCACAUAGUUUUAGGAUCACUCACUGUUUAGUGCCAUUCGUUGUUUGUGAGUUUCUGAAUGUAGCUUAACAUCGGUAGCUAAUCCAAUGGCUUGGAGGAAACUAACACGUACCAAUUCAUAUCAAGUUGCAACCAUUCAAGGCCAUGUUUCUCUGAAAACUCAAAAGCAUGGUGAUUGUUGUGCCAUCCUUCUCCAAAUGCUAGAGCUGGUACCCACCUAAAGCAUCAUAAUUCAGAUUAGAGUUAUAUAUAUAAAGAUGAGUGGAUAAGGAUUUGAUGGAAUCAGUUCUUCUUCGACAAAUCUCCAGUGUUCCAUGCUUGUCUUCCCCAUACAUGACAAGCUGAUUUCACUAGCCACAUUAUAUGAUAUACCCAUACUAUUCUUACACCCGACAAAACAAAACCAUAUUAGAGAUGUAAGGGAUGAGAAGCAACGGUCGAGAAUUUGCUAGAAAACGGAAAAAAAUUGACUAUUUGAGAUUUUUGCUGCUAUCAAAUCAAAUUCUUUUGUGAUAUGUUAGCAUUUAUGGCCAGAAAAAAAAAAUCUGUUUACAUUUAAAUGUGAAACUAGAUCUCGAUCCGCGCAACCGCGCAAGUUUUUGUUUUCAAUUAUUUUUAUAUAAAUAUUUUAUUUUCAAUUCUAAAUUGAUAUAUAUUAUAAUAUAUGUGUCUAUCAAUUUUUAAAACACAGUAAGUUUACGGUAUAUUUUUUUUAAUGAAUAUAUUGUUUUAAACUUUCACA